Messenger RNA from Leishmania mexicana MHOM/GT/2001/U1103, 1788 nucleotides. RefSeq lists its product as hypothetical. Bases 1 to 1788 code for a protein of 595 amino acids. Lineage: Eukaryota; Euglenozoa; Kinetoplastea; Trypanosomatida; Trypanosomatidae. The transcript has a single exon. The record is from RefSeq and is a predicted model, not a curated record.
AUGUCUGCCUCCGAGCUGCAACGGAGGGCAACGGCCCUUAGUCGCCGUCAGGUGCGAAUAUUUGGUGCAGUGGCCACCGGGUGUGGCAGCCUUGGUUUGUAUGUUUGCUACAAGAAGUUUUUUCUUCCAGAGUCCCUGCGCGAAGAGCAGUGUAGGAGGAUGCUCCUGCCGAUGCGGAGAACAAAACCUUACGUUGCUGGGAGAUCGACGGGUGAUGGUUUGGUGCCAGAGGUGCGAUCUAUGCCGAGAGUGGUGUUUUUCUUCUACGUCGCGUACCGAAUCGCAUUGCUUUUUCUAGGCUGCGUUCCCGUUCUGUGGUACGGAUUUCUCACAUACAGCUUACGGCUGUGCCCUGAACGCAUAUUUUAUGAAAAGAUUCUCGACUUCCUCUCGUCAAUGGGUCCGAGCUACAUCAAACUUGGUCAGUGGAUGGCAACGCGUCCUGACUUUUUCCCCGAUCAAAUGUGUAAGACGCUGGAAAAGCUGUAUGACAGUACCGAGCCACACAAGUGGUCACACACUGAGAAACUUCUCCGCAGCGAGUUCACCGACGGGCCUUGCAAAGGGCACAACGCGGUUCGCUACAUCUCCGAGAUUGAAAAGGUUCCGAUCAAGAGCGGUAGCAUUGCUCAAAUACACCGAGCGAAGCUCCGCGAGAGCAUUGAUGGGAUUCCAGCUGGAACAGAGCUCGCUCUCAAGGUCACGCACCCCCACAUACGCGAGCAGGUGUCCGCUGACCUGGCAGCUAUGCGUCUCUUUGUUCGGGUCGGGAACAGGAUUAUUCCAGGGCUGCGGUACUUUAAUUUGGAUUCGAGCAUCAACGAAUUCUCGUCACUGGUUCAGUCUCAACUCAAUCUCUUAGUUGAAGGGGAUAAUUUGAUGCAGUUUCGGUACAACUUCCGGGGCUUCAACGGUGUUAUUUUCCCCACACCACUGCUGUCUCUGUCUACGGAAGACGUGCUCUUUGAAACAUUUGAAGAGGGUGAGCCGCUGCAAGAUGUGGUGUACAGUGAAGAGCAUAAAGAUGUGGCAGAGCUGGGCUGUCACAUGUUUUUGAAGAUGCUCUUUGAGGACAACUUUGUCCACUCGGAUUUGCAUCCCGGCAACAUUCUUCUGCGGACAAAUAAGACGGAUGGUCUUCGGCAGUACUACCCCGACGGCAAGCGAAAGCUGCGAUUCGAAGUCGUCGUUCUCGACACUGGCCUUGUAACGACUCUUUCCAAGGACGAGCGCAACAACUUCAUCUCGCUCUUUGCCGCCGUCGCGUGCGGUGAUGGUGAGCUCGGGGCGGAUCUAAUGAUCGAUCGUCUGCCCCACUCCAUGAGAAACGCACAGGACACAGUAAACCGGGAGAGGUUUAAGAAAGAGAUCAAGGAGGUAUUUGACAUGGUUGCUCCUGGAACGGCAGGCUUCCGCCUCAGUAAGGUCCAGAUUGGCAGUGUCCUAGGAAAGGUAAUGGACGCGGUCCGCGAGAACCACAUUCCUUUGGACGGCAACUUUGCCUCACUCGUUCUCUCGGUGAUUGUUGGCGAGGGGCUGGGUCGCAAGCUGUUGCCCGACUUCAAUAUUUUUGCCGAGGCAGCACCGUAUCUCAUGGCAUUUCUCGAGGACGGCGAGCUUUACUUCUUGGCGAAGAAGCUUCAGGGCACAUACGGUACCACCGCUUUAUUGCGGGACUCAGUAGAUAUUGUGAAGCCAGAAAAGGCUGGGACGUACGUUGAAAUGGCAGUGAGAAAAGGGGAGAACAUGUUACGGAAACUCUUCACAUCGGACAGGACUCGUGUGUAG